Molecule: messenger RNA, 2124 nt
Organism: Solanum tuberosum (potato)
Lineage: Eukaryota; Viridiplantae; Streptophyta; Magnoliopsida; Solanales; Solanaceae
Exons: 2
Coding region: 1052-1888 (278 amino acids)
Molecular function (GO): zinc ion binding; nucleic acid binding
Source: RefSeq, a predicted model, not a curated record
AGAUCAUAAUCGUUAUAUCAAGAUUAAGAAUAUAAGUACAUUUAACAGUUUAGAGAAUAUGUUUUUAUCAGUCAGUCUAAAACAUCUAUCUCUGCUUGGUCCCGUUCAAUACAUACAAAAUGCACUAGCACGAGAAGUUAGAACUAUACCAUUCUCAUAAUCAAGAUAGAUUACAUUUAAUCUCGUUCUACAAUCUUUCUGAUGGUUUUGUCCAAAAUUUUCAUCUACGGUAAUAAUGACUUAUGUAAGUUGAUCAGUAAGAUUUGAUAGUAUUUUCAUAUAGUCAUGCACAAUGUUCCUUGGAUGGAUAAUUUUAAAAGAAAUUGAUGGCUGCACAUGUCAUUAUUUUGUCUUUUCUUAUGGCGGUACUUCUGUACCAAUUUUUUUGAUCUCAUAUUGUGUCGGCUGGAAAAAAAAUUUCUCAAAGUGAGCUGCUGGCUGUUUUCUUGUAUUAAUGAAAACCAAGUGAAUUAUUUGUGUUAAGGCGGCAGUAAACAAGAUGCACAGGAAUAUUGUUUAUGCUAUAUGUCAUUGUAUGGUAUAUUUAAACAAAUUGAACUGGUCAUGUUUAUGCUUUAUUUUUUGGAAAUUUUUUGUGUAAAAUUUGAAGAAAUAAAAUGGUGAUGAGGAUUCUUUCUUUAAUUACCAAGAUUAAAUAGUAAUGAAGUAUUAAAUUUAUGUGUUGGCAUAGACCUUCCUCCCCAUCGGAUGAGUUUAAUACAAGUCACUACGUAUUUAAUCGCUAGUUUGAUAAUCUUUAUUAACUCUCCUAAACUGAGUAAUAUAUGAUUGGAUCAAUGUAACUAGAGGAUUUUCACUUGACUUAAACUAACAGUAGACUCUCCAUCUGAGUUAGGUCUGUAUAAGUUUAUGGAGUGAAUAAUCGGUCAUUAUAUAUUUAUAUUGUAUGAGUAGUUCUCCAAUCCCAUCGAUUGGCUAUUCAAGAUGCAUGAAUGUAUAUGUAUAUGAUGAGUUUGAAUGUAAAUAUUCAAUGUCUAUAUGACUGUUUUGAUUGAUCUAUUGUAACUUUUUCUUCAAUCUCAGAUUCAACAUGUCUCCUUUUAAUCCCCUUAGUACUAUUUUGGGUCAAAACAAACUAGAGGGUUCUAACUAUGUUGACUGGAGGAGAAAUCUCGACAUUGUGCUAACUGCUGAAGAGUACAAGUUUGUACUCAAUGAGGAAUGUCCACUGAAACCAAAUGAACAAUCUAGUGAUGAGGAUAAGCUUGCUUAUCAGAAAUGGUGCAAAGCUGAUGAGAUGGCGCGAUGUUACAUUUUGGCUUCAAUGUCAAAUGUGUUGCAACAUCAACAUCAAGCUAUGUUAUCUGCUUUUGAAAUUCUGGAGAAUCUCAAACAAAUGUUUGGAGACCAGGGUCGAUCAGCUAAGCAGACUGCCAUGAGAACUCUCAUGAACACUAAGAUGGUUGAAGGCACUCCUGUUAGAGACCAUGUUAUGAAGAUGAUAGGUCUUCUGAAUGAACUAGAGGUCUUGGGGGCUGAAAUUGACAAUGACUCCCAAGUUGAGAUGAUAUUGCAGUCUCUGCCUGACAGUUUUCAACAGUUUUGCCUAAAUUAUAAUAUGAAUAAGAUGAGUCUAUCUUUGGCACAAUUGUUGAAUGAGCUGCAGGCGGCAGAGACACUUGUCAAAAAGGCACCUUCCAUGGCACUAAAUGUUGAGAAAGGUUCUACUUCUAAACCGCAAGGUGGACAGAAGAAGAAAAAGGCUCACAAAGCUAAGGCAAUUGCACCUCCAACUGGGGGCGUGAAAAAGUCUAAGGGCAAGUGUUUUCAUUGCAAGAUGUCAGGCCAUUGGAAGGCACAUUGUCCAGUUUUCUUAGCCAAGAAGAAAAACAAUCCAGGGGUUUCAAGAAACGCGCAAGUUGAUUAGAGGUGAAGUUAGCGUUUUUCAAGCGGAUGGUUCAGCAGCUCCAGUUUUAGCAUUAGGAAAUAUUACUUUUUUGUUUGAUAGUGGUAGAGUUUUAAUUUUAAAAGACGUUUUAUAUGCACCUGCUGUUAGAAGAAAUUUAAUUUCAGUUUCUAAAGUUUUGAGAGAUGGUUAUGAUGUUAAUUUUUCUGAUAACGGUUGUGUUAUUAGCUAUAAUAAACAUCUUGUCUCUGCUGGUA